Camelina sativa (false flax) is the source of this 1979-nucleotide messenger RNA. RefSeq lists its product as uncharacterized. The record is from RefSeq and is a predicted model, not a curated record. Gene Ontology annotation, biological process: asymmetric cell division. NCBI's taxonomy places the organism in Eukaryota, Viridiplantae, Streptophyta, Magnoliopsida, Brassicales, Brassicaceae.
AAAUUUGGAAAGUAUUAAAAGCGGGAAUCAUGUGUCAUGUGAUGGUGUGUGUGUCCCACCGCCGCUGUAAAACAAAAAAAAAAAUCUCACUUUCUUCUUCUCCGACACCUCGGGACUUUCUCCGACUCUGUUCCCGUCGAUUUAAACACUUCAGACUUGUUCGUUCACUCUGCUUUUAUUCUUUUCUCUCGCUCUUUGAUUCUCUAUUUGACUGUUGAUUAGAGAUGUGGCAAGUUGUUCUAGGAGCAGCCAUUGCUGGAUCCACUAGUUUUGUAGCUAAACGCUUCUUCAACCCUUUCUCUCGAGAUUCUCGUCAUCCUGAGGAUUACGCUGAAGAGCAGGAACCCGUCACUCCACCUCCGGUAGGUAUUGGAUUCCUCGAUUCUUCUUUCGAUAAAACCGAUGGAGUUUUCCGGUUUUCUAGUACCGGGUCUACCGUUAACUCAGGGUUCGGAUCCGGGUCGUCUCCUGGGUUUAGGAAGAGUUCAGGGGUGAAAUGUAGAGUGAGGGUGCGUGGAUUGAUGAGGAAGAAGAAGAAAGAUAAUGGUGGGGGAGGCGAGAUCGAGAAACGAUCUGCAAAUGUUGGUGCUUUUGAGUCGAAGAGUGACGUUUGCUCGAAAAAGACGAAAACUUUGGGUGCUGCGUCAGCUUCAAAACGUGGGUCUUCAUGUUAUAGUAAUCAAGAUCAUUCCUCUAUCAGCUCGGCACUUAGUGUCUGCAUGAUGUAUAUGAUGUCAGCAGAGAAAAGUGAAAUCAGUAAGCUGCAUACAGCAACAGAAGAAACUACCAAAGCCAUCCAGGAGCUGAAAGAUGAACUUUCUAGGAUAAAAUCUUCACAGGAUUUCAAAUUCCGUGGUUGUGCAGCGAGCUCUCAGAAAUCUAGCGAGAAAUCUAGAUCAGAGAUGGUGAGUAGAGAAUCUCUCGACAUUAAGUCGGGAAACGAUGUAGAAUAUGCUAGCAGCGUCCUAACUGAGGAGCCAGAACAAGAGACGGUAGAAAUGGAACAGUUAGAGAUGGAACUUGAAUCUGAGCUGCAGAAACUGAAUUUGGCUGAGACAAGUGAGGUUAUGGAGGAAUGUAAAGAUUUGAUGAAUAGAUCUGAGUCAUACCAAUGUGGUGGAAUAUCGUCAUCAGAACUGGACAAGAAACUAAGCCACCUUCUCAUCGAACAACAGGAAGUUCAGAUCAAUGAGCUUGAAGCUGAACUACAAACUACUCAGUCCAAACUCCAAGAAAAGGAAGCUGAACUCCAAGCGCUUAAGGUCUGCGUUAGACGCCUUACAGAGUUUCCUCUGUUGGACCGUUCAGAUGAUGAGCAUGAAGAAGACCAGCACCAGAGUCUCUCAGUCUCAUGGAACCAAACUGAUAAAGAGGCAAGAAAGCAGAUCAUUGGGAUGAAAAGACCUAUGGAGUUGUCUAUGCAUGUUUAGUAAAGGUGGUAGUAACGAAAUCUGCAUGGUAAGUUCUUUGAUAGACACCAUAGCACCAAAACUGAUCCAAAUCUCAGAAAGUUCGUUUCAUCAAAUCAUGCCAAGGUGGUGGUGGUGUACGCAAACAAAUCUAGACUGGACCAAGUAGAUAAUAUAUCCUUGUAUAUUCACCAGAAGAAUCCAAGACUAUCAGAAACCUUCGUAGUCCUGACUUGUUUAGAGAUUUAGAUUACUAGCUUUAGUAGAAGAGCUAAUGAUUAUGGACUUGGUAACAUAUAAAUUUCGUUUGUAAUUCUCAAGCUGUUGUUAGUGUGUGAGCUUGAUGUUUACUGCAGAUCCACUAUUUUGUCGACCUUUCUGAUUAAUUGCAAAAACUAUUUUUGUUAAAACUCAAUUUCUUCUAUAUACAGUUUGAGCGAUCAAAAUGCGUUAGGUCAACAAACAAAAACAUCAAAAAGUUAUUCCAAAUUUGGCACGAAAUUAUCACAGCAAAGCUUUUAGAUUGUCUCAACUCAAGAAAAUAUCAUGCUACAAGGAAAACAUUUAAAG